Molecule: messenger RNA, 2457 nt
Organism: Acaromyces ingoldii
Lineage: Eukaryota; Fungi; Basidiomycota; Exobasidiomycetes; Exobasidiales; Cryptobasidiaceae
Product: FabD/lysophospholipase-like protein
Exons: 4
Coding region: 46-2457 (803 amino acids)
Biological process (GO): fatty acid biosynthetic process
Cellular component (GO): fatty acid synthase complex; mitochondrion
Molecular function (GO): [acyl-carrier-protein] S-malonyltransferase activity; fatty acid synthase activity
Source: RefSeq, a predicted model, not a curated record
CACUCGUUGAAUAGUUCUGCAAGCGCUCAUCGACAUCGCUGCAGCAUGAGGCGCUCGUCUUUCUUGUUGGCUUCUGCACGGCAGGGAGCCGGCAGCAGCGGCGGCGGGAGCACGCAGAAGGUGCCCCUGACGAGGCUGAACCUGGCCUCGGAACGGGCGGCCGCGCUCGUGGCGAUGCGCAGUGAGGACGCAUACAGGGCUCGCUAUCGACCCACCCUCGGCAGGUCGUACAUGGAGAGUGAUCCCAUUUCUUCGUCUGCUUCCGUUGCCUCGUUCUCGUCGUCGACAAGCACGCCGAUGAUGUCGUCGUCAUCCGGCCUCGUCGGUGCUUCGUCCAGUCGACCCUCUGUGGGGAGUGGAGCCGCAGGGCCAGCAGCAGCCGCCGCACCACAAACCCAAGGCCAGCGUGCCUCGUCCUCACAGUCGGCAUCUUCCUCGUCAAAGAGUGCUUCGGAAAGCGAAGAAGAGGAGUCGAGCUGGGCUUUUGGCGGGGGAGCAUCGAGCCGCGGCGGGCCUCGCGAGUCGCACGAGCACCUCGACGAGGCCCAGCGAGCAGGCCACAACACCCCCCACGCACCCUUUGUUGUCCAGGGAUCAGCGGGGAAGAAUGCGGUACCAAACUACGGAAAGCGAAGAAGGGAUGUUCAAUAUUCGGCAGAAGAGCGAAAGCAGAUCAGGCAACAGCAGCAACAACAACAACAGCAACAACAAAAUCAAGGGAAGCAAUCAAAAGACGAGGAACUCGCAAGCAGCUAUUCGCACGAAUAUGCGCCGACCAGCCGGUCGAGAAAGCCCCUUCCGCAUCAUACCUACUUUUCCUCGCCCUCGUCGAGCUUCAACGACGAUGCCGCAGCCACGGCGACAGGCACGGGCCCGGUCGGUGUUGGCGGGCCACGAUCGGGCCUAGGCAUGGGCGCUGGCAUGCUCGCCCAGAGCAGCGGUGCGAAACCUCCGAACAAGGCCAUUGCGAAAAAGAAGACGGCACUCAUCCUGCCCGGACAGGGCUCACAGUACGUGGCCAUGUCACUCGACAUCUACCGCAAGUACCGAUCGGCGAGACACGUUUGGAAUGUUGCAGAGGAAGCCCUCUUGACGCCCGCCUCGGCCCAUCAGCAGAGACAGCGCGGCUCCAGAGAUCUAUUUCCCCCCGAGGGAGAGAUGGCAGAGAGCGAAGAACAGCGAAACAAGUUUGAAGAGGAGCUGGCCAAGAGCGUAUCCUGGGAUCGCGCCAGGGGCCUGACGGGCGCUGGAACGGCCGUCGCUCGCAGCCGCCGAGGCUGGCUGCGAGAUCUGGUGUUCUCUGGCGAUCAACUGGACCUCACACGAGCCGAAAACGCCCAGCCGUCGAUCCUCGUCUCCUCGCUGUCGAUACUGUCUGUUUUGCGAAACGAAUUCCCCGUCGACCUCAUCUCCAACCACAUUGAUGUCGUUGCCGGCCAUGGUUCAGGAACGUACGCGGCCCUGUGUGCAAUGGGCAACCUCGACGUCCGUGAUGGCGUUCGCCUGCUCAGACACCGUGGCUUGGCAAGCUCGCACUAUGUCAGCAUCAACAAGACGCUGUUCCCCGAAGGGUGCCAGAUGCCCGAGAGCAUUUAUGAGACGUGGGCCUUUGCCAAUGCUGGGAGUGGCAAGGGUGCGGAGCUCUUGACGACGACCAACAUUGGCAUCGAGACUGGUGGCGGCAAGGUCAAGGGCGGCCGAGGGUGGAAGCGGAGCCAAAUGUCCGGCUGCAUGAUCCGUCCGGGCAAGCUGCGCCAGGCCCUUGCUUGCGUCGAGCGCGUCUCUGGCGAGAUCCGCCGGGGCGAAAUCGAGAACGUGGGGAGGGACGAGGUGGUGGAAGUGGCCAACAUCAAUUCGAGCCUGCAGAUUGUCCUGAGCGGGACCCGCGUCGGCGUCUCGCUCGCCUCGGACCGGCUCAGGGCAGAGAUGUUCGGCGCCAGGGCUGUCAACCUCCCCGUCUCGGGCCCAUACCACUCCUCGUUGAUGUCCGAUGCCGCCGACUUUCUGAGGCCCGCCAUCGAGUAUCUGCCCAUGCGAGAUGCUGAUCCCGUGGGCCCAGGCAAGAAGCUGGACCUCGUCUCGUCGUGCGACGGCUCCAUCCUCGAGGGCGUCGAUGCGAUCCGGUCCGACCUGUCAGGCGCGCUGGCCAAGCCCGUCAUGUGGCUCGACAGCAUCGAGACGAUGCUCUCGCAGGGCGUCCAGCGCUUCAUCUGCCUCGGCCCCGGUCGCGCCUGCGCCCACCUCCUCUCCAAGGAGCUCGCACAUCGCGACCAGGUCGAGGUGGCCAAGGGCGGCAAGCCGGGCGAGUACGAGGUGUGGAGCAUCACCUCGGUCGAGGACGUGGAGCAGCUCGCCAGCGUCUUUACCCAGCUCAGCCAGAGCGAGGCUGGCGGGAGCCUGCAGCAGCAAAAAGACGAGAGAAGUGUGGGCCUUGACGAUAGCUAUGUAGCUCUGUAA